Molecule: messenger RNA, 552 nt
Organism: Schistocerca cancellata (South American locust)
Lineage: Eukaryota; Metazoa; Arthropoda; Insecta; Orthoptera; Acrididae
Exons: 4
Coding region: 1-552 (183 amino acids)
Molecular function (GO): lipid binding
Source: RefSeq, a predicted model, not a curated record
AUGGCCGCCGAUGCAGUUGCAGAAGCGGGCCGGUCUUGCAACCGACUGCAUUCCAUCAUGGCCGCCGAUGGUGUUGCAGAAGCAGCUAACUGGCCCAUUCCGUUGCAAAAGGGGGUGGGUGUGCAGGCGGCACCUCGGCGAGUCCUGGACAGCAUUCUGUUUGGCUCGCAGCAUUGGGAUUCCGACUUGGCGCGCUCGCGGCUGCACCAGGUGACAGCCCAGACGGACGUGGCGGAGCAGGAGGUGUACAUCGGCGCCAUCACGCGUCGCUCAGUGGUGUCUGCCAGGAUAUGGAUGCGCCUGGGUGCCUGCUGGCUAGCUGCUGCCGCCCCUAUGUCCACCACCAUCGCACCACCAAGCCUCACACCCUCCAGGCUGACCAGGGCCCUGGUUUGGAGCUGCUGGCUGGUGUGUCCAGCGGAUGGCGGAUCACAAUUGCAGUGGCUUCUGCACACAGACCCAAAAGUGCGAGUGCCCCUCGCCAUGGUGCAUGCAGCCACACCAGCGGCCAUGCUACGAUAUGCCUACAACCUGCGCUCCUACCUCUGCUAA